ACUAGCCUUAAAAGAAAUGCGGCUCUGGUCAACGUUCCGGCUGCUUAAGGCUCGGCAAACUGCAGUAGUCCCAGCCCGUUGUGCUAUGUGCCAGUGGCAUCUCGAUUUCGGAGGGAGAAAGACAAGCGCUUCGAACACGAUGAUCGCGCCGCCCAACUCUGUUCUAUGUUUCUCCGUGCUGUUUGUCCUCGUGGUUUCAUCAUGCUCCGGCGAUGACGUCGACUUCAUCUACCAAGGUUUCCAGCACGCAAACCUGACCAUGAACGGCUCCGCGUCAGUGCUGCACGGGGGCGCGCUCCAGCUCACCAACGACAGCAACCGCCUCGUCGGCCACGCGUUCCACGGCUCUCCCGUGCGCUUCCUCGACGUUCCCGACGGUGGCGGGAGGCCACCGUCGUCGUUCAGCACGGCCUUCGUCCUCGACAUCGUCACCGUCGGGAGCGGCGGCGGCCACGGCCUGGCCUUCGUGGUGGCCCCGUCCACCGUGCUUCCCGGAGCGUCCCCCGAGGUCUACCUCGGCGUCCACGGCCCGGCCACCAACGGAAACCCCGCCAACCAUGUCUUCGCCGUGGAGUUCGACACCGUGCUGGACCUGGAGAUGAACGACACCAACGGCAACCACGUUGGCGUCGACGUCAACAGCCUCGUCUCCAACGUGUCGGAGCCUGUCGCGUACUACACCGGCGAUGACGGUGGAAACACCACGGCGCGCGUGCCCGUGAACCUGGAGAGCGCGCAGCCAAUCCAGGCGUGGAUAGACUACGACGGCGGCGGCGGCGUCCUCAACGUGACCGUCGCCCCGGUGUCCGUGGCAGAGCGACCUCUCCGGCCGCUGAUUUCAACAAAACUCGACCUGCGACCCAUCUUCAGGGAGGAGAUGUACGUCGGCUUCUCCUCGGCCACCGGGAAGCUGGCGAGCUCGCACUACAUCUUGGCGUGGAGCUUCCGAACCAACGGGCUCGCGCAAUCCAUCAAUCUCCGGCGGCUUCCCAAAGUUCCGAAGCCGAGGACAGCGCUUUCCAAGCUCGUCAUCAUCAAGUUCGCCGGCGUGGCUUGUGCAGGGACACUGACUCUGAUCGCCGCGGCCAUGGUCAUCGUGCUCUGGCUUCGGAAGAGGGCGAAGCUCGCUGACACACUGGAGGACUGGGAGCUGGAGCACCCACACAGGUUCCCGUACAAGGACCUCUACAGGGCCACCAAGGGGUUCAAGGAAAGCGAGUUUCUUGGCGCGGGCGGUUUUGGCCAGGUGUACAAAGGAGUGCUCCGGCAGCGCUCCGGCGGCGACAAGGUGGCGAUCAAGCGGCUCUCCGCCGGCACGAGGCAAGGGAUGAAGGAGUUCGUCGCCGAGAUCGCGAGCCUCGGGCGCAUGCGCCACCGCAACCUGGUCGAGCUGCGCGGGUGGUGCAAGCACGGCCAGGACCUGUUCCUCGUCUACGAGUUCAUGCCCAACGGCAGCCUCGACGCGCACCUGUUCGGCGGCGCGGACCGCAGGGAGCCGCCGCCGCUGCUGCCGUGGGCGCAGCGAUUCGCCGUCCUCGGGGGCGUCGCCCGCGGCCUGCUCUACCUGCACGAGGAGGGGGAGCACGUGGUGGUGCACCGCGACGUCAAGGCCAACAACGUCCUGCUCGGCGCCGACAUGGGCGCGCGGCUCGGCGACUUCGGCCUCGCGCGCCUCUACGAGCACGGCGCGAACCCGGCGACGACGCUCGUGGCGGGGACCCUCGGGUACAUGGCCCCCGAGCUCACGGUCACCAGCCGUGCCACCACGGCAACCGAUGUCUUCUCCUUCGGCGCCCUGUUGCUCGAGGUCGCGUGCGGACGCCGGCCGGUGGUGCCGCCGGGCGAGGCGACCGACGACUCGGACGUGAUCCUGGUGAGGUGGGUCCGCGACUGCGCGCUCGACGGCGACCUGCUGCGGGCUGUGGACCCGAGGCUGGAGGGGUGCUACGACGAGGGGGAGGCGAAGCUGGUGCUGUGGCUCGGCCUGAUGUGCAGCCAGGCUCGCCCGGAGGCGAGGCCCAGCAUGAGACAGGUUUGCCGGUAUCUGAGCGGCGAGGAGGCAUUGCGGGAGGACGCGGUGCUCGUUUUCACCGGCGCCGACUCGGUCGAGUUCAUCGGAUCGUCGCUCUCCAUAGCGUGGUCCUCCUCCGGCGGUACCAUGUCGUCCGGCUCUCUGCAUGGUGGUCGGUGAACUACUACUAUCAUAUGGAAAGCUGUUAAGGUGCACAGUUGCACACACAUCG
This is a messenger RNA of Sorghum bicolor (sorghum), 2243 nucleotides long. RefSeq names its product L-type lectin-domain containing receptor kinase IV.1. NCBI's taxonomy places the organism in Eukaryota, Viridiplantae, Streptophyta, Magnoliopsida, Poales, Poaceae. Gene Ontology annotation, cellular component: plasma membrane. The coding region runs from base 17 to 2191 and encodes 724 amino acids. Gene Ontology annotation, biological process: protein phosphorylation. Gene Ontology annotation, molecular function: protein kinase activity; carbohydrate binding; ATP binding. The record is from RefSeq and is a predicted model, not a curated record. The transcript has a single exon.